GAGAUCUCACUUGCAGAGUGAGCAUCUGUUUGCUUUUUCCUUAAUUUGAUUUGAGUGAUAACGGGAUAUCAUCAGAACUUUGCAUGCUGGUCAAACCUCACUUGCUGGAUUUUAUCUCUUUAGGAAGUAGUGUUGAUAAAUGCAAUGUAGUACAAGCCAUUGCAUGGUUUGGAUGUGCCCGUCACCAAGAAUUUUUGUGUAUUGGUUUACAGCGGGUGUUUUAGUGUCUUAGUAGAACUUAACUUCCUUUUCAGCAGUUGAGCUUGUGGUUUUUACUCUUGUUCUGACUGUUUUGGGUGCAGUUAGCAAGAGGAGCAGCUUCCAAAGGAAGUUUUAUCAUGCUGAGUCUUGUGUCAUUUAGAGCCGUGUCACAUCCAAGGUGUUAUCAGUAAUAUUAGUGUCUGUGAUGAGUGGCACUGGCAAUAAUAAUUUUGGUUUCAUAGAGUCACUAUUGUUUCUGCAGUGUCUUAUCUCACCUUUUAUUUUUUUCCCACAAUCUUGGAGGCAAUAAAUUAAUUUAGUUCAAAACUUUCCUUGUAAUGAAGACGUUUGACACCUUCUAGCUCUGCAUUCCUUGCCCUGGUGGGUGUGCACCAGUUCAUCUCAAAGUCCUCCUGCCUUAGGUGGGAAGCGCCCUUCCAGCCAGCACUCCUGUGUUGCUGGGAAAUCUGCCUUGAAGCUGUACUCAAUUUAGUUACUUAUAUAUAUUAACUGUGUUACAUACGAAGGCUGCUUCAAAAGUGAUGCCUCCCAUUUUAUCAUAUUGGCCCAUGGCGUCAAAGGCGGACAUUGGUGGAAUGGCAGUAGAGGCUGAACCUUCCCACCAAUAUCCUGCUAUGUGUUGUUGCUGUGUGACAGAUGGCAGCAGAGGGGCACGCUGACACAUUGGUGCCUGAUGUGGAAGUGCAUAUGAAGCAGAGGUGUGUCAUUGAAUUCCUCCAUGCAGAACAGAUGGCACCCACUGACAUGCAUCAGCGCUUACUGAAUGUUUAUGGAGACCAAGCACUGGAUGUGUGCACAGUGAGCUGAUGGAUGGUGCGAUUCAGCAGUGGGAACAGCAACAGUGGGUGAGCUCUGCUCGUGCAAAUUGCUGUGAGUGCAGCAUGCAGGCUCUUGUUCAUUGCUGGUGAAAAUGCAUAGCUAACGAUGGUGACUACGGGAAAAAAAAAAAAGUGUUUUGUAGCUGAGAAAUUGUUCUAUCAAAUAGUGUUGUGCUCUUUGUAGCUGUUGUAGCUUCCAUGGAAAUAAAUAGGAGGCAUUACUUUCAGAAUGACCGACCUACAUGUUUUAUAUGAGGCCCAAGACAAUUCCUCUUCUCUGAGUGCAGCGCAGAGGUUGGACACCACGUACUAACAAGCAGCAGUGAGCAGUGCUGGUGCAGAUGCUGGGAGGUGUGGGGCUGUUCAGCUCCUCCAGUGCUCUCCCUCAUGGUGUUAAGUCCCUGAAUCUUGGAUGAUCAGAGGAUAUUCAGACUGCCUCUUCACAGCCUGUUUGUGCUUCUCUUGGUUGCUUACAGUAUCCCAUGGAGGAAAAACUUAAUUUUAGUACUAUAAUUUGAAUCUUUACAGACUGAAAAGGGUCAUAAUAUAUAUUUUUUGCCAUAUCUGUCUUCUGAAAGGAAGGGAAGAGACAUUUCAAAGCUAGAAGUGCAGCAGGUUGAUUGCAGAGCUUAGGGAGAGAGGGUCUGUUUGUUUCAAACCCAGUUCUACUUAAAUUGAUCACUCAGGAGUGGAUAGUUCCCGUUUGCAGUAUGCGGUCGCCUCUGAUGGGAACACUCGUGGUCUGGGGACCUUCUCUCUGGCAGCGUGGGGGAUCUGCAUCAGGAGCAGUCACUGAAAUGCCCGAGCUGAGGACAGUGCUGGGUGAGGUUUGUCCCUGCCGUGCCUGUGAGUGGCCUCCUGAACUGAAAUUCCCUUGUGGGUCUCUUACCACCGUCUGUUUUUCACUAGGGCGUGCGUGUGAUGCUUUGCAUAUAGUGGAAGCUGAUGUAAAGGAAACGUUUGUGCAAAAAAUGUAAUGAACAGGGGUAGGCUGUGGAUUGCUUGGCACUGCGAUCAUCAGUUGUUACCAGAGCCAGUAAAGAAACACUGAAAAAGUGAUUUCCAUUCCUGAAAGAUUGCUGUUUAAUGCCAAAUCACUGUGAAAUGGCUACUGCUCUCUUCUCAUAUAUGUGCAGCAAAAUCUGGCUCUGUAAUUAAUGCACAGCUGACUGCCAGCUUUAAAGGGAAAUAUUCCCCUCAAUCCAUCAUGGCACGUCUCAGCAAGGCCACACCGUGCCUGUGCCAACCAGGGACAGAGAGAACAGAGGCACAAAACCAGCCCAGAUACCAAGAGCUACUGCUCUGUGGCUGACCCGAAGUGGAGUACACCACAGGAAAGGUCAUGGCUGCGCAGGAUGGGAAGCAAACUGCUGGGACAGAGGGUGGCAGGUUCUCUGCGUUCCUCCCUGCCCUGCUGGGGCCAGGACACCUGCUAGGGAUGGCGAGGAGCGUGGAAAGCACUUACACUGGGCGGGGCAGGUUUCCUCCUGAGCCUGACUCUGCCCUUGAGAGGAAAGCUUUGCUAUGAAUGGAGAGAUAUCUGUGAGAUAAUGAUUCCCAACAGGAUUGUAAGAUAAAAGUGCUUUGUAACAGAUUGGGUUGUUGCCUUGCUGGUCAUAGUGCAGGCUGUGGCACCUCAGCCACAGUUUUUAAUUCUUUUUAUUCUAAUACUGUUACAUCCACUGUUAAAUUCCUUACUUUACUGGUAGCAGAGCUUGCAGAUGCUUUGCAUGUGAAACUCUUAUCAGCAUCAUUGGCUGCAGUUUCCUUUAGGAGCCCCCAUGAUCUUUAUCUUGCAGAAACGACCUUAAUCUUAAUCUUGAAACACCUUAACAUCUUGUGUCCAGGUAACUUCUGUAAAAGUAGCUGCAGCCCCUCAACCAGUGUCCUGGCAGCAGUCCCUACCAGACUUUAAGAAAGAAAAUAAGGAAUCAAGCUGGGAUCUAUUGUUUCACACCCAGUGUGCAGCAACCACAAGUACGUGACAGCAGAGCGUAGCAGGCAGUGGUGUGCAAGGACCUGGGUGUUGCUUUCCUGGGCUUUUGCCUUUUUCGUACCCGUUUGAGCUUUUUCCUCCUACACGACCCAGAUUUCAGUUAUUUGUAAUUGAAAUAGGUGUGAGGUGCUUCCUAUUCACUGCAAUAUGCAAUUUGGUAACUUCAUAUUAUCUUUUAUGCAGCCUGGUAAUUUCAGAUUAUAUUUGCUCAUAGAGAAAUAGUGAAUCCUUCCUCACCAGCACAGCUGUGGGAAUGGCUCUCUGCCAUUCAGGACUCUGCAGGCUUCUGAUGUCUCAUUUUCACCUGUCACAUUUCACCCCCAGAUCCCAAUCAAGUUUUGCUCUCGUGGAAAAGCAGUUUAAUUCCUGUAGCCAUCUUUGUUUCUCUUCUCUGCAUCACUUCUCAUACAACUAUGACGUUUCCAAGAAACAGGAUCAGUAAUGGGGAUGUGAGUGAACUGUCACAUCCUACGUGAUGCUUCCUUCCUUUCUCCCUUUCUCUCCCAGUCACUAAUGCUCUCUUCCUGACCUGACGUUACCUUGGAGCUGUCUGUACGACUCUCAGGUUUGUCCCGUGAGGGGCAGUUAGCACACUGCCUCUGUGUGGAGACUUUCUGUGAAUCCCAACUUCUUGCAUGUUUGAACCCUUCAGGAAAGUAUUUAGGGAAGCAGAUCACAGAGUUGGUUUUGAAGCCAACGUUCCUCGUUCUUGCCUUCUCAAAAGAAGCCCAAGAUAGGUCCAAUACCCAGGACCUGAGCCUGGAAACUGUGUUAAACUUUCCGAAUCAAACAGAUUGCACUAGUGCUGUUUUCCCCUUGGGUUGGACCCGUUGGCUUGCAGGCCACAGGAGCAGCGAUCACUUCAUCUGCAGAUGAAAGUGAGGAGGGCGGCAGGCUCAGAAAAUGGCAACAGGAUUUUCAAGCUCCUCCCCAGUCCCGUGUGGUCCAGCUAGCUGCUGCCACCUGUGCACAUCUGUUUUCCUGCAUGUCUGCCCUGCCUGCAUGCAUAUCUGCAGGCGGGACAGCGCGGCACGAACCCGGCAGAUGGAGCUGUUCGACAGGGAGAGAGCUUCGUGUGGCCGGGAACCGGGAGCAGAAUGAGUUGAGCGAAGGAUGAAGCUGUGCUGCUGGUGUCCUGCCUCUGUGGCAUUGCACAGCGUGAGGAUGGCAGGCAGGCAGCAGUUGUGCCCGUGGGCAUUGCAGCCACCGGCAGCAGUAACACGUAGAAAGAUCUGGUCCGGCGUGAACUCUGGUUGUGUGGCUGUAGCGAUUCCAGGACUUACAUCCUAUACAUCUGCCAGCACUACAGAGUUACCAGGUGGCAGCAGUGUCUGCCCUGUAAUGGCCGUGACUUAUUUUGCACAGUUAAACGGGAAGAAAAACCUGAGCUACAGCAGCAUUACAGUUAUUAGUUCUCUGUUUCUGUCGCGUUUGUGCACAUGGAAUGGACACUGAGAACUGCAGAAUCAAAGUUAACCCUCUGAGUUGUGGUUGAUUGAUUGCUGUCAAAUCUGAUGGUGUAUCUGCAGUGAACCCACCUGUCUGACAGAACUGAGGAUGUGGCCACACUGACACACCUGCACUAACCUGCUGUCCUACCCAACCCCAAGGACUGCUGCUUCUCUCAGAUGAUCUGUGUAAGUUUCCCUUCAUUGAGAAAAAUCAGCUGCCGGGUAGAGGAGCUCCCAUGCCUUUUUCUCCUGUUUUUUUCCUACAGACCUACUCGGGCCUCUUCUGUGUCACUACAGAAGAGUGACACAGAAGAGGCCCUACAAGUGGCUGCCGGUGUACAACCCGGAGGUGGUGUUGGCCUACCGAGGCAAAAAGCGCCAGGAGGCCCCUCCACACAUCUCCAUCUCUGACAACGCCUAUCAGUUCAUGCUGACCGGUGAGCUGUUUGAAUUUGACCAGUGUUAGAAACACUUCUUCUGCCAAAUGCCGCUUCUGCCUGCCAGGGGCUCGCUUGCCUUGAAGCCAUCUUCUGCAGUGUGCUACCUCAGUGCCUCAUUCUGUGUCAUCUUGCAGAUUUUCUACUCAGGCUCCCAGCUAUUGUACUGUGGAGUUAGGCAUGCCUUUCUUGUUUCUAGGUGAUGCAAAACCUGCUUUUGACUGCUUUCCCUGUCUCCUGAAAAAAUAGGCUUUUAUUUUUUAAUUGCUGAGCUAUAAUUGUAUGGCACAAUUUCUGCAUUUCUGGUCUAAGCAUGAAGUUGGACACCAUAAGAGGAUCCAUGGCAAAAGGUGGGUGCAGUUAGGUAGCACAUACUGCCUGGUUUGCUGAUAGGCAUGUGGCUUGAGGCAACUGCAGGUAGGUUCAGAACAGAGCUGGAAGGAACAUUUUCUCCAAAAUACAUGGUUUCGGUUUGAAUUAAGUCCUGUCCCAUAUUAAAUAACAAUAAAGAAGGUAAAGAGUGGUAAAGACAGAAGCAAAGAGGAGAGCACAGGGUGGAAAAAGGGAGAGAAGACAAAAAGUGGAGUACAGCAGUAGAAAAGAGGAGGAGGGAAAGAGUAUACAUCUUCUCAGUUUUGCUUGCAAGGUUUUUGGUUCUCUCCCUUUGUGACCAGGGUCGCUGGUUCCCUACUGCUUCUCUGCUGCAGUUCUUUUUCCCUUUGCCAGGUGUGAAUAUCAGUCAAUCCUAAUCACGUAAGUAGAUCUGUCCUUUGACCUUUACCUCCAACAAAAAGCAGGUGUAUAAUGCUUUGCUCCAUGCUUGCUUUCAGCAGUGGAGAAUCGGGAGCAGGGAAGACUGAACGCAAAGCGUGUCAUCCAGUACUCUGCAGCAAUCACAGCGAGUGGAGACCUGGCAAAGGAGAAGGAAUCCUGGAUGAAGCACUGACCAGCUGCCAGGCUGCAAGCCACCCAUCUGGUGUCACAAGAGAGUAUUCUGCUGAGGUGUCUUCAGUGAAGAGCAGGCAUGACUUCUUCAGAUGCUGAGAUGGCUGUCUUUGGGGAGGCAGCUCCCUACCUCCGAAAGUCAGAGAAGGAAAGAAUCGAGGCCCAGAACAAACCUUUUGAUGCCAAGUCAUCUGUCUUUGUGGCCCAUCCAAAAGAAUCCUUUGUGAAAGGGACAAUCCAAAGCAGGGAAACAGGGAAGGUCACCGUCAAGACUGAAGCGGGAGAGACUCUGACUGUGAAGGAAGAUCAGGUCUUCUCCAUGAACCCUCCCAAGUAUGAUAAAAUUGAGGACAUGGCCAUGAUGACCCACCUCCACGAGCCCGCUGUGCUGUACAACCUCAAAGAGCGUUAUGCAGCCUGGAUGAUCUACACCUACUCGGGCCUCUUCUGUGUCACUGUCAACCCCUACAAGUGGCUGCCGGUGUACAACCCGGAGGUGGUGUUGGCCUACCGAGGCAAAAAGCGCCAGGAGGCCCCUCCACACAUCUUCUCCAUCUCUGACAACGCCUAUCAGUUCAUGCUGACUGACCGUGAGAAUCAGUCGAUCCUGAUCACCGGAGAAUCCGGAGCAGGGAAGACUGUGAACACGAAACGUGUCAUCCAGUACUUUGCAACAAUUGCAGCUAGUGGGGAGAAGAAGAAGGAGGAGCAGUCCGGCAAAAUGCAGGGAACACUUGAGGAUCAAAUCAUCAGUGCCAACCCGCUGCUGGAGGCCUUUGGAAAUGCCAAGACUGUGAGAAACGACAACUCCUCACGCUUUGGUAAAUUCAUCAGAAUCCAUUUUGGGGCCACAGGCAAACUGGCUUCUGCUGACAUUGAAACUUAUCUGCUGGAGAAGUCCAGAGUCACUUUCCAGCUCAAGGCAGAAAGAAGCUACCACAUUUUUUACCAGGUCACCUCCAACAAGAAGCCAGAGCUAAUUGAAAUGCUCCUUAUCACCACCAAUCCGUAUGACUACCCUUUUGUGAGUCAAGGAGAGAUCACUGUCCCCAGCAUUGAUGACAAGGAGGAGCUUAUGGCUACAGAUAGUGCCAUUGACAUCCUGGGCUUCACUGCUGAUGAAAAGACUGCCAUCUACAAGCUGACGGGGGCUGUCAUGCACUAUGGGAAUUUGAAGUUCAAGCAGAAACAACGAGAGGAGCAAGCGGAGCCAGAUGGCACAGAAGUUGCUGACAAGGCUGCCUACCUGAUGGGUUUGAAUUCAGCUGACAUGCUCAAGGCACUGUGCUACCCUCGAGUCAAAGUUGGGAAUGAGUAUGUGACCAAGGGUCAGACUGUACAGCAGGUGCACAAUGCUGUAGGUGCUCUGGCAAAGGCUGUCUAUGAGAGGAUGUUCCUGUGGAUGGUUGUUCGUAUCAACCAGCAGCUGGAUACCAAGCAGCCCAGGCAGUACUUCAUUGGUGUCCUGGACAUUGCUGGCUUUGAGAUCUUUGAUUUCAACAGCUUUGAGCAGCUGUGCAUCAACUUCACCAAUGAGAAACUGCAACAAUUCUUCAAUCACCACAUGUUUGUGCUGGAGCAAGAGGAGUACAAGAAGGAAGGCAUUGAAUGGACAUUCAUUGACUUUGGGAUGGACCUGGCUGCUUGCAUUGAGCUCAUUGAGAAGCCCAUGGGCAUCUUCUCCAUCCUGGAAGAGGAGUGCAUGUUCCCCAAGGCAACUGACACCUCUUUCAAGAACAAGCUCUAUGACCAGCAUCUGGGCAAGUCCAGCAACUUCCAGAAGCCCAAGCCUACCAAAGGAAAGGUUGAGGCCCACUUCUCCCUAAUACACUAUGCUGGCACAGUGGACUACAACAUCACUGGCUGGCUUGAGAAGAACAAGGACCCCCUGAAUGAAACUGUCAUUGGGUUGUACCAGAAAUCUUCACUGAAAACUUUGGCCUUACUGUUCGCCAACUAUGGUGGAGCAGAAGCAGAGGCUAGUGCUGGUGGUGGCAAGAAAGGUGGCAAGAAGAAAGGUUCUUCUUUCCAGACUGUCUCAGCUCUUUUCCGGGAGAACUUAAACAAGCUGAUGACCAAUCUGAGAAGCACCCACCCCCAUUUUGUACGCUGUAUCAUCCCAAACGAAACAAAAACACCUGGUGCCAUGGAACACGAGCUGGUUCUGCACCAACUGAGGUGUAACGGCGUGCUCGAAGGGAUCAGAAUUUGCAGGAAAGGAUUUCCCAACAGAGUCCUGUAUGCAGAUUUUAAACAGAGAUACAAAGUAUUAAAUGCAAGCGCUAUUCCAGAGGGACAGUUCAUUGACAGCAAGAAGGCUUGUGAGAAACUGCUUGGAUCCAUUGAUAUAGACCACACUCAAUAUAAAUUUGGUCACACCAAGGUGUUCUUCAAAGCUGGGCUGGUUGGCCUUUUGGAGGAGAUGAGGGAUGAGAAGCUGGCACAGCUCAUCACUCGCACACAGGCCAGGUGCAGGGGCUUCCUGAUGAGAGUGGAGUACCAGAAAAUGGUGGAGAGGAGAGAGUCCAUCUUCUGCAUCCAGUACAACAUUCGUGCAUUCAUGAAUGUCAAGCACUGGCCUUGGAUGAAGCUGUUCUUCAAGAUCAAGCCCCUGCUGAAGAGCGCAGAGUCUGAGAAAGAAAUGGCCAACAUGAAGCAAGAGUUUGAGAAGACCAAGGAAGAGCUGGCAAAGUCUGAGGCAAAGAGGAAGGAGCUGGAGGAGAAAAUGGUGAAGCUGGUGCAGGAGAAAAAUGAUCUCCAGCUCCAAGUGCAGGCUGAAGCUGAUGCUUUGGCUGAUGCCGAGGAAAGAUGUGACCAGCUCAUCAAAACCAAAAUCCAGCUGGAAGCCAAAGUAAAGGAGGUGACUGAACGUGCUGAGGAUGAAGAGGAAAUUAAUGCUGAGCUGACAGCCAAGAAGAGGAAACUGGAGGAUGAAUGCUCAGAGCUGAAGAAAGAUAUAGAUGACCUGGAGUUAACAUUGGCCAAAGUUGAGAAGGAAAAGCAUGCCACUGAAAACAAGGUGAAAAACCUCACAGAGGAGAUGGCAGCCCUGGACGAGACCAUUGUGAAGCUGACAAAAGAGAAGAAAGCCCUCCAAGAGGCCCACCAGCAGACACUGGAUGACCUGCAGGCUGAAGAGGACAAAGUCAAUACGCUGACCAAAGCUAAAAGCAAGCUGGAGCAGCAAGUGGACGAUCUGGAAGGGUCCCUGGAGCAAGAGAAGAAACUGCGCAUGGACCUUGAGAGAGCUAAGAGGAAACUUGAAGGAGACCUGAAGUUGGCCAAUGAUAGCAUAAUGGACUUGGAAAAUGAUAAACAGCAGCUGGAUGAGAAACUGAAGAAGAAAGACUUUGAAAUCAGCCAGAUCCAGAGCAAAAUUGAGGAUGAGCAACUUCUGGGCAUGCAGUUACAGAAGAAGAUCAAGGAGCUGCAGGCCCGUAUUGAGGAACUGGAGGAGGAAAUUGAGGCAGAGCGAACCUCUCGGGCAAAAGCAGAGAAGCACCGGGCUGACCUCUCCAGGGAGCUGGAGGAGAUCAGUGAGCGCCUGGAAGAAGCAGGAGGGGCUACGGCAGCUCAGAUUGAGAUGAACAAGAAGCGGGAGGCAGAAUUUCAGAAGAUGCGCCGUGACCUCGAAGAGGCCACGCUGCAGCACGAAGCCACGGCUGCUGCCCUGCGGAAGAAGCAUGCGGACAGCACAGCGGAGCUUGGGGAGCAGAUCGACAACCUGCAACGAGUCAAGCAGAAGCUGGAGAAGGAGAAGAGUGAGCUGAAGAUGGAGAUUGAUGACUUGGCCAGCAACAUGGAAACUGUCUCCAAAGCUAAGGCAAACCUGGAGAAGAUGUGCCGCACUCUGGAAGACCAACUAAGUGAAUUAAAAACAAAGGAUGAGCAGAAUCAACGCAUGAUCAGUGAUCUCAGUGCUCAAAGAGCUCGCCUGCAAACAGAAUCUGGUGAAUACGCACGCCAGGCAGAGGAAAAAGAUGGUUUAAUUUCUCAGCUGUCCAGAGGGAAACAGGCCUUCACCCAACAGAUUGAAGAACUGAAGCGGCAACUAGAAGAAGAAAUAAAGGCCAAGAACGCCCUGGCACACAGCUUACAAUCUGCCCGCCAUGACUGUGACUUGCUCCGGGAACAAUAUGAGGAGGAGCAGGAAGCCAAGGGUGAGCUGCAGCGUGCCCUGUCCAAGGCCAACAGCGAAGUGGCCCAGUGGAGAACCAAAUAUGAGACGGAUGCUAUUCAGCGCACAGAGGAGCUGGAGGAGGCCAAGAAGAAGCUGGCACAGCGCCUGCAGGAUGCAGAGGAACACGUUGAAGCUGUGAAUGCCAAAUGCGCUUCCCUGGAAAAGACAAAGCAGAGGCUGCAGAAUGAGGUGGAGGACCUGAUGAUUGACGUGGAGCGAGCAAAUGCUGCCUGUGCAGCUCUGGACAAGAAGCAGAAGAACUUUGACAAGAUCUUGGCAGAGUGGAAGCAGAAGUACGAGGAAACGCAGGCUGAGCUGGAGGCCUCCCAGAAGGAGUCUCGCUCCCUCAGCACGGAGCUGUUUAAGAUGAAGAAUGCCUACGAGGAGUCCCUGGACCACCUGGAAACGCUGAAGCGUGAGAACAAGAACUUGCAGCAGGAGAUUUCUGACCUCACGGAGCAGAUUGCAGAGGGAGGAAAGGCGAUUCAUGAGCUGGAGAAGGUCAAGAAGCAGAUUGAGCAGGAGAAAUCUGAAAUCCAGGCUGCUCUGGAGGAAGCUGAGGCCUCCCUCGAACAUGAAGAGGGGAAGAUCCUGCGCCUCCAGCUGGAGCUCAACCAGGUCAAGUCUGAGAUUGACAGGAAGAUAGCAGAGAAAGAUGAGGAAAUUGACCAGAUGAAGAGAAAUCACCUCAGGAUUGUGGAGUCCUUGCAGAGCAGCCUGGAUGCUGAGAUCAGGAGCAGGAACGAAGCCCUGCGGCUGAAGAAGAAGAUGGAGGGAGACCUGAAUGAAAUGGAGAUCCAGCUGAGCCAUGCCAACCGUGUUGCUGCAGAGGCGCAAAAGAACCUGAGAAACACACAGGCAGUGCUGAAGGAUACCCAGAUACACUUGGACGAUGCUCUCAGGACACAGGAAGACCUGAAGGAGCAGGUGGCCAUGGUGGAGCGCAGAGCAAACCUGUUGCAGGCUGAAAUUGAGGAGCUACGGGCAGCCCUGGAGCAGACAGAGCGCUCCAGGAAAGUGGCUGAGCAGGAGCUUCUGGAUGCAAGUGAGCGUGUGCAGCUCCUCCAUACCCAGAACACCAGCUUGAUCAACACCAAGAAGAAGCUAGAAACAGACAUUGCCCAAAUUCAGAGUGAAAUGGAAGAUACCAUCCAGGAAGCCCGCAAUGCUGAAGAGAAGGCCAAGAAGGCCAUCACCGAUGCGGCCAUGAUGGCAGAAGAGCUGAAGAAGGAGCAGGACACCAGCGCCCACCUGGAGAGGAUGAAGAAGAACCUGGACCAGACGGUGAAGGACCUGCAGCACCGUCUGGAUGAAGCAGAGCAGCUGGCCCUGAAGGGAGGCAAGAAGCAAAUCCAGAAGUUGGAGGCCAGGGUGCGGGAGCUGGAAGGAGAGGUUGAUGCUGAGCAGAAGCGCAGCGCUGAAGCCGUGAAAGGUGUGCGCAAGUACGAGAGGAGGGUGAAGGAGCUGACCUACCAGGUAAGGCAGACGGCAUCUUCGUGUUGACACAUCCUUCUUACAGAAAGUUAAGGCAUUUUUCCAUGACGUCCAAGAGGAAAUGUCAUUUUGUGAUGUGGGGAAAAUCAUUUCUCUCUCUUUCCUGCUUACCGAC
This is a messenger RNA of Numida meleagris (helmeted guineafowl), 11658 nucleotides long. RefSeq names its product myosin heavy chain, skeletal muscle, adult. Lineage: Eukaryota; Metazoa; Chordata; Aves; Galliformes; Numididae. Gene Ontology annotation, molecular function: ATP binding; actin filament binding; cytoskeletal motor activity. The transcript has 38 exons. The record is from RefSeq and is a predicted model, not a curated record. Gene Ontology annotation, cellular component: myosin complex. Bases 5949 to 11552 code for a protein of 1867 amino acids.